Messenger RNA from Aspergillus aculeatus ATCC 16872, 1671 nucleotides. It is a transcript of the gene psrA, whose product is annotated as putative general stress response phosphoprotein phosphatase Psr1/2. The transcript has 5 exons. Gene Ontology annotation, cellular component: plasma membrane. Gene Ontology annotation, molecular function: phosphoprotein phosphatase activity. NCBI's taxonomy places the organism in Eukaryota, Fungi, Ascomycota, Eurotiomycetes, Eurotiales, Aspergillaceae. Bases 1 to 1671 code for a protein of 556 amino acids. The record is from RefSeq and is a predicted model, not a curated record.
AUGUCUGUCACAGCAGCUCACCCUGAGCCAAAUCCUGAGGCAGCGCCUCAGGAACAAUCCGCCAAUCCAAGUGCAUCAGCCCCGUCCACCGGUCCAGAAGCUAUCGACCCGGCUCAACCGUCUGUCGCGACUCCAGGCGUUGCUGCGACUACCUCCACUGAUCCUCCGAAAAAGCAUCAUCUACUACUCCCGAUCUCGUCGCGUGCAUCCCUGAAGGCCGACCGGCAGUCGACUCUGGACAAGAGCCAGGAUACUGUCAACGAUGACUCCGAGAACACUCUCCGCGGAUCGAAAAGAAGCAUCCUGAAAGGGCGACGCGACCGGAGCAGAGGCAGCAGUAUGCGAUCACGUCGACAAAAUCAGGAAGGGGGAAGUAUAGAGCAGGACAAAACAGCAAGCGGCGGUCUGCGUGACACUCCCAAACCGGAAAGGAAAAGCAAGGUCACCUACAGGCUAUUCGCGUUUCUCAGUUGUUGUUCUUCCUCCAACGACGACCCGGAGGACACAGCUAUUCCCGCGAAGAGAACAUCCCGACGGCCAUCAGUUCCCAACACGCAGCCAACUCCCGAGAAGACAGAGGCUAAUGCCGGAGACUCGAGCACGGCGGAAUCUAAGGAACCAUGCUAUUAUCGCGACGAGAAGUCCAACAUGACUGUCACGGCGGAUCAGUCAGGAUCGCAGAAAGACGAGGAGCGCACUGGUAAAGCUUUGGAUCAGGGCUUGAAGCCCGAUGGUUUGGCAGCACCGUCCGGUCAAGCUGCAGAGGAUCAGCAGCACACUCCGACCAAGGACGAUUCCGAAACUCAGGGUCCGAACAUCGUCGUCGCGACCGUUGAAGGGGGCGCCGUAUACCCGAAUGGGGUCGAAAAGACCGAGGACGAUGCCGUGCCACAGGACAAGGAGAAGUCACGAUUGCAGACGGAGCAGGCCCAGGCUCAGGAACUUCAUCCGGCGGACGAUGAGCUACACCAGUUCCCCGCGGAGAACGACACAACAAACGACCUCAAGUACGCUUCCCACGAUGAAGAGGCGUCGACGCUAGCCCCCGAGCUACCGCCCCCGCCGAUGCCUCCGAGCGAGAAGCACAUCGAGACGGUGGACCCUGAUGAGCAUGGUCAAUUCCUUCUGCCGCCGCCUUUACCUCACCUGCGUGACAGAAAGUGUUUGGUUCUGGAUCUGGAUGAAACGCUAGUUCACAGUAGCUUCAAGGUUCUUGAACGGGCAGACUUCACCAUACCUGUUGAAAUUGAGGGCCAGUACCACAACAUUUACGUCAUCAAACGGCCUGGCGUCGACCAAUUCAUGAAAAGGGUCGGGGAGUUGUAUGAGGUCGUUGUGUUUACCGCCUCCGUCUCCAAAUAUGGCGAUCCCCUGCUGGAUCAGUUGGACAUCCACAACGUUGUGCACCACCGCUUGUUCAGGGACAGCUGCUACAACCACCAAGGCAACUAUGUCAAGGACCUGUCACAAGUGGGUCGCGACCUACGAGACACCAUCAUUAUCGACAACUCCCCGACAUCCUAUAUAUUCCACCCUCAACAUGCGAUACCCAUCAGCAGCUGGUUCUCUGACGCCCACGAUAACGAGCUCCUAGAUCUAAUUCCCGUCCUCGAAGACCUUGCCGGGGCACAAGUGAAAGACGUCAGUCUUGUUCUUGACAUUGCAUUGUAA